CUCUUGCGCGCAGAAAACGAGGAGGCGGGGGGGCCCCACACUUCACCACAGCAAGACUUGGGGGCCGCAGCUCGGGGCUGUGUGGGGAAGAGCCCCGUUAGUGGCGGCGCCAGGCGGAGGGACACGGGACCUUAAGGCGGAGGGAGGGGACAAAAACGCCCGGUCCUCUCAAUUCCACCCCCUCCCUCCCUUCCUUCUCCGGUCCCGAGCUCAGCUGUGAAAAAAUAUGGGAGACGACAGGCCAUUUGUGUGCAAUGCCCCGGGCUGCGGACAGAGGUUUACAAAUGAGGACCACCUGGCUGUUCAUAAACUCAAGCAUGAAAUGACACUGAAAUUCGGUCCUGCCAGAACGGAUUCAGUCAUCAUAGCAGAUCAGACACCGACACCAACCCGUUUUUUGAAGAACUGUGAGGAAGUUGGCCUCUUCAAUGAGUUGGCAAGCUCAUUUGAACAUGACUUCAAGAAAGCCACAGAAGAUGAUGAGAAAAAGUGUUCUGGACCCCUCGAUAUGUCUCUACCUUCUACCCCAGACAUCAAAAUAAAAGAGGAAGAACCAGUUGAAGUGGACUCUUCACCUCCUGAUAGUCCGGUAGCGAGUCCACAGUCACCGCAAGCCAAGGAGAAGGAGAGUGCUUCAAAGCCUGUUAUCAUUUCUACGCCUACUCCAACCAUUGUACGCCCUGGGUCACUUCCACUGCACUUAGGAUAUGAUCCUCUGCAUCCCACUCUCCCUUCUCCAACUUCUGUCAUCACCCAAGCUCCACCUUCCAACAGACAGCUUGGAUCUCCCACCAGCUCUGUACCACUUGUCAUGCACCUUGUGAAUGGACAGACCAUGCCCGUCCUUCCUGGCCCUCCCGUUCAGAUGCCUUCUGUCAUAUCGCUGGCAAGGCCUAUAUCUGUGGUGCCAAACAUUCCUGGUAUUCCCGGCCCUCCAAUUAUCAGCAGCGGCUCCAUUUCACCAUCAGGCCUUCCAGUGCACUCAGAAGCUAAAAUGAGGCUAAAAGCCAGUCUGACGCAAGGAGUUACUUCCUCACUAAACGGCAGUGGCAUGGUGGUGGGUUCAGCAAGCACAAUGGUGACGUCUCAUCCUGAACAGGGUCAGAUACUCAUCCAGCAUCCUGAUGCACCUUCUCCAGCCCAACCACAGGUUUCCCCAGCUCAGCCCACGCCUAGCACAGGAGGCCGACGGAGACGCACAAUGGACGAAGAUCCAGACGAGCGCAGGCAGCGUUUCCUGGAACGGAACCGGGCUGCCGCCUCCCGUUGCCGCCAGAAGCGCAAGCUCUGGGUGUCAUCCUUGGAGAAGAAGGCGGAGGAACUCACAACGCAGAACAUCCAACUAAGUAAUGAAGUUACAUUAUUACGGAAUGAAGUUGCUCAACUCAAACAGCUUCUGUUGGCUCACAAAGACUGCCCUGUCACUGCAUUACAGAAGAAAACACAAGGUUAUCUCGAAAGCCCCAAGGAGAGUUCUGAGCCCACAGGUUCCCCGGCUCCUGUCAUCCAGCACAGUUCUGUGACGGCCUCUCCCAACGGGCUGGCUGUCCGCUCUGCAGCUGAAGCUGUCGCCACAUCAGUCCUCACUCAGAUGGCAAGCCAAAGGACAGAACUGAACGUGCCCAUACAGUCACACGUCAUUAUGGCUCCCCACUCCCAGUCUGCUGGCAGAUGAUGUCGCAAAAUGUGUGACGUAGAACUAACCAAUAAGAACUUGCGGCUGGAGAGACUGAUCAUAACUAAGCCCCUUGGUCGAUAUGGGGUGGAUACGUUUUUGUUUUGUUUUUUGUUUCUUUCUUAAAGUGAGUUAAGGGCAGCUACGGAGCUUCUAACUAAGUAUAUCCCCAUUCACAUCCUGGCCCAAAGUAGUGUGAUGACCAUCCUGUUUCUAAAGGAUGGCCUCAAAAUGACCAGCUUCGCCACCCCUUAGGGACGAUCGGCCGUCGUAUGGAGUCAACAGCACACUUAGCCUUGCUCGGUGUGGUCUUAAAUGGUUAAUGUUCAGGUAUAAGUUCCACUAACACUAAGCCUCCCUUAGCUUGGUUACUCAUGGUGCUUUUCUCGAGUUGGCCGCUUUUUAGCAAAGGGAAGCAUUCUUGGGAGAGGCUGUGGCCUUUUGCUGGUGCUGCCCGUUUUUAUGAAAAAAUUAGCACCCCCGCUGCUUUCUGACAUUUCCAGUGUACCCGUCGCCACCGCUGUAGCUGGCUUUCAAUUCUGCACUUUCACACCAGGACUGCAGCUCAAGGCUCUGAAGGUGGUAAGCUCCAUAACCUUGUAGGUUUGAUUUCCCCCAUCCCCAACUGUUUUGUGAAGCGAGCAAGCAACCUCACUCGUAGCUCCUGCGGUUGGGGGCUGUUGGCAGUCGCCGCAGUGGAAAUGGAAAGCCUGUCGCACGCAUCUCAGACUGCAAAGUCUGUAGCUGUGCAUCUGAUCAGACGAGUGCAUUAAUCGGACACCUUUUCAUUUGGUACAGUUCCUGGCUCAGUUUGGCUGUGGAGGUAACCCUCAAAAGUACGAUGGGAAGUACUUGGUGUUCCAGUUGCUAGGAAGAAUAAGCAGUGCUUCCGCUGGGCAGAAGGCAGAGCUUUGACACUCUAUGCACUCCCUCGCCUCUGCUGCAUCUAGCAGAAUCUUAAUAAAAUCAAAACAAUUAGGAUCCGUAUGUGUGCAAAAUAUGCACCCUGAUGGGGUCGCCCUAAGUUUGUCAACCUUGACUAGGCACCUGCUGCCUAGCGGAUGGCUCAUGCAAAGCUAAGCUGAGCUGAUGUCAGAGUUGCCCUGCCUUUGAAGGAUAGGCGGGAAGCCUCUCCAUAGGUCACACAUUUGAAAGGUUUCAAAACCCCUUUAACCCCUGCGCAUUUCAAAGGAUCGCCUGUUGCAUUUAACCCUGUGAACUUGCUAAGACUGUGGCCUUAAAUCAUGGAGUGUCUCUUUCAAGGGCAAGAGGCUGGGAGGAGCAUUCUUUUCUUUUCCCCUCUUCUUGACCCUGCUUUGAGUAAUGAUGCACCUGCCGCGCCUUCUCCCAACCACCCCUUUCAGAUGCAGGACUCCUAGAGCACUGGUGUCACAAGGGUAUAUUACGGGAAACGAAAAAUCUUGGCAUUUUAAAAGGGCGCUUGGAGUUGUUUUCUUCCUGUUGCCUCUUGCUUGUUGCCAAAGCGCAUUUGUGUGUGUUGCGUGUGUCUUCUCCUCAAGUUGGCCUUGAGCUUUUGCUAACUGGAUAGCUUUAGCUAUCGAGACGGCAUCCCUAGCAAGCGGGAGGCAAGCCUGUGACAAUUAUGCUGCAGCUGUUAGAAAAGAAGCCCAUCAAUGCCAACAUUUCCUUCAUUUCGUCUUCCUUAAAUUUUAUUUUUUUAAAAAAAAGACUCAUUUGAAAACAUUCUGUUCUUUUUAAUGGGCUUUGUACGCCAUGCUGCCAAACCGUGUAAGGUUCAUCAUGAAGGACUUUUUUAAACCCCAGUUUUGGCAAAUUUGUCCAUUAGAAUAUACAUUCGCCUAUUCAAGAAUCUCGGUAUCAAAUUGCGCAAUGUGCACAUGACAGGACUUGUGUAGAUUUUCCACAGUAGGUGAUCUCCCUUGUCUUUCUAGCUUCUCAGGGCCUCGUCCUCAUUGCUUUUUGACCCAUUUCCUUGCCUUAGCCUGAUCUCGGUUCUAGUCUAUUAUUCCGUGACCUUUUAUUUUUCCUUUCUCCUCUUGGGUUCCUUUUCCUUCCCCCUUUGUUUAAAAUCAGCAAGACAUUUACUCUCAGUGUCUGCAGACUUCCUUUUAGCAAGCAUUUCAGACAUCCGGUCACUUGUCUUCUCUCCUCCAUCCUCCCACCCCCACCCCCCGCCUUCCCCCUUAUUUGAUAUGUUGAACAUGCACAGAGGCAAGUACUUUGAAUAUAACUUGUCCCAACAGGGUAUCUGUUUCCUUAGUGACAGCUCCGAUAACAAGACACAGCAGGUGCAGCAGCCAGGAUCCUCUAAGGAUAAUAGAACAGGAAAGGAACUUGCUGGCUAGAGGACAGAUUGCAACUUUUUUUUUUCCUUUUGGCCCAACAAUGCUGUGUUUUCAUUUUAAAAAAAAUCUCAGAACCCUUUUCCUGGUUGAAUGCAUGCCAUUAAAGAUAAGAAGGUAAGGUCUUCAGAUUGGCCCUGCUUUCUAGGGGAAAGGGGAUUGAGGUAAAGUUGAAUCCAAUUAGUACCACAUCUCUCAUUCACAGGCGCCGUGCUCUUGUGAGAGAUGAUAUCUGAAGCUGAUGCUAGUGUUAGUCAUACCACCAGUCCUUCUGAGUACUGUUGAGUCAGGUGCUUGGUGGCUCCUCAAAAGAGGCCUUCUUCAGCGCUGCUUCCUGAGAUCCCUUUAGCUGGAAAUGCUAAGGAUCGAAUCCCUGCAUACAUCGAUGCAUACAAUCCCUGAUGACCUGUGCCCCUUUUACUAUGGCCCCCAUCCUCAUCAGAAUCUGCUAAACAGAUUUUGGUCGGGCGUUCAAUAGAAAGUCACCUUAAGCCUGGCUCUAGAGCAGCCUUUCCCCAACUUUGGGUCUCCAGUUGCUGUUGGACUACAAAUCCCAUCAUCCCCAAGCAGCACGGCCAGUGGCCAGGGAUGGUGGCAGCUGUAUAGGCACCCCCCCCCCAUUUAUGCAGGGGUUAUGUUCCAGGUCAUCAUGUGCAUAAGCUCAUUCCAUCCUCUUCCGGUGCCAAACAUGGCAUGCGCAGUUGCACGUGCAUCGAACACGCACAAAUUGAGAGUUGCCUGUAUUCCAAAAACGUCUGGGGACUCAAGGUUGGGGAUGGCAGCUGUGGAGCCAUGGGAAAGAGAUUGUCCCCUUGCUGCCUGCCUCUCGGAGAUUCCUUGCCUCUGCCCCAUCCUGCUGCUGCCAGUGGCUGCCACAACCCUACUUCCUAGAGAGCCAGUGUGGUGUAGUGGUUAAGAGCGGUGGA
Messenger RNA from Podarcis muralis (Common wall lizard), 4925 nucleotides. It is a transcript of the gene ATF7, whose product is annotated as activating transcription factor 7. NCBI's taxonomy places the organism in Eukaryota, Metazoa, Chordata, Lepidosauria, Squamata, Lacertidae. The record is from RefSeq and is a predicted model, not a curated record. Gene Ontology annotation, molecular function: DNA-binding transcription factor activity. Gene Ontology annotation, biological process: regulation of DNA-templated transcription.